AUGGUUGAACAUCGAGGCAUCAACAGAUUGCCAGCCCUCAGGCGCGAGAUUCUGCUCUUCGGCCCCUUGGCGCUUUCGUUUGACCAGGAGGCUUUUAAGCAUCUCCGCAAGACCAUAAUCGACAGUAAGGAGAAUUAUUGGGCACUGGAUGCACUCAACAGUCUACCUUACUAUUACACGACCAUUCGCGCUGCCAUUCCGGGGAUCAACGGUGUCAAUGGUGCUCAGCUUCAAGACCUGAAAUCUGCAUUGAAUAACGAGAAGCAACUUUUAACUGGCUUCCCAUUGUCCAAUACCCUUCUGAUUCCAUUGAUUGUGAUUCUCCACCUGACUCAAUACUGGAGGUAUCUUGAGCAGGCUAGCAUGGAGCUUGAAUCGAACAUUGACCUCUUUGUUGCGUCCCACCAUAACAAGGAAACCGUUGGUUUCUGCACUGGUCUGCUCAGUGCCAUGGCGGUCUCCGCCGCUAAAAACCAGAGAGAGUUCUGCAAGUAUGCUGCUGUCGCCGUGAGACUAGGUCUGCUCGUUGGUAUGGUCGUCGAUGCUCAGGAUGGAUCUUCUGCACAUGGACCAAGCAAAUCUAUUAGUGCUUCCUGGAAAUCCUCGGAAAGGCGUGAAGAAGCUCAGCGUAUAUUAAAUGAGUUCCCUCAGGCGUAUAUAUCUGUCUACUAUGACGAGGACCGUGCUACUAUCACGGCUCCGGCAUCCAAGAUCCCCGAUUUGCAUCAGCGAUUACGAGCCGCGGGGAUCGUGACAGCUGAUGUUGGCUUGAAUGGAUCUUUCCACACCGAACGUUACCGGGGCCAACUGGAGUCGAUUAUCCAGUUUUGCGACUCCCAUCCCGACUUCCAACUUUCGGAUGCAUCCAAGGCCAUCAUUCCUACCCGAUCAAAUGCCACUGGAGAUUUCAUUCGCGAGGGUGCACUACAUCAACAUGCCUUGCAAUCAAUUUUGGUGAAUCCUCCUCAAUGGUAUCAAACCUUCACUGCUGUGCGUGACGCAUGCGCACAGGAGGAAGGGACGGUAAUCGUUUCUUUUGGUUCCGAGCGCUGUGUUCCACCAUCGCUGCUUCGUGGUCUAAGCCAGAAGGUGGUGACAGUGGCAGAUCUCGAUAUCUUCAAGAAGGAUCAAUACACUUACUCCGAAAACGACAUCGCUGUUGUCGGAAUGUCGUGCAAGGUAGCUGGUGCCGAUAAUCUUGAAGAAUUUUGGGAUCUUCUGUGUAUGGGGAAGUCCCAACACAGGGAAGUUCCAAAGGAAAGAUUUGGCUUUGAAACAGUAUUUCGUGAAGUUGAUCCAAAUCGCAAGUGGUUCGGCAAUUUUAUUGACGGCCACGAUCAAUUUGAUCACAAGUUCUUCAAGAAGAGCCCACGAGAGAGCGCAACAAUGGAUCCUCAACAGCGACAUUUGCUUCAGAUAACCUAUCAGGCCGUCGAGCAAUCUGGCUAUUUUCAUUCUGCAAAUCCAGACCGCCAUAUUGGUUGCUACAUCGGUGUAUGUGCUUGUGAUUAUGAAAAUAAUAUUGCCUGUCAUGCACCCAAUGCGUUCUCAGCUACGGGAAAUCUGCAAGGUUUCAUUGCGGGCAAAGUUAGUCACUUCUUCGGAUGGACCGGACCCGGGCUCACAAUUGAUACUGCUUGCUCAUCCUCUGCCGUUGCAGUACAUCAAGCAUGCAAGGCAAUCAUUACUGGAGAAUGUACUGCUGCUUUAGCAGGGGGUACACAUGUCAUGACCAACCCCCUUUGGUUUCAAAACUUGGCUGGAGCUUCAUUCCUUAGCACGACAGGACAGUGCAAACCUUUUGACAUAAAAGCAGAUGGCUAUUGUAGAGGCGAAGGAAUUGCAACUGUCUUUCUCAAGAAGCUUUCUGCUGCUCUCAAUGAUGGUGACCAAAUCCUUGGAGUUAUCACUGCAACAGCCGUGCAACAGAAUCAGAAUUGCACCCCUAUUUUUGUGCCCAACGUGCCUUCUCUUUCCGACUUAUUCCGUAAUGUGGUCAAGCAAUCUCGACUCCAGCCUGCUGAUGUGACUGUGGUUGAGGCCCAUGGAACCGGAACCGCUGUCGGAGAUCCAGCUGAGUAUGAUAGUAUUCGAUCAGUGCUAGGUGGCUCCUACCGUGAGAAUCAACUUACUCUAAGCUCUGUAAAGGGUCUAGUUGGCCAUAUAGAAUGCACCUCAGGCAUUGUCUCACUUAUUAAGGUCCUCUUGAUGCUGCAGAAACGAAUGUUCCCUCCCCAAGCAAGUUUCACUACCAUAAAUCCAGCAAUCAAGGCAACUCCCGCGGAUAAAAUGCACAUUCCUACCGCGGUUCAGACUUGGGAUGCUAAUUUUCGUGCUGCCUUGAUCAAUAAUUAUGGGGCCUCUGGCUCCAACGCUUCCAUAGUCGUCACUCAGCCACCUGCGAUUGCCGCAAAGUCGAUUAACGAGACCCCGGGUCUCAAAUACCCCUUCAGAUUUUGUGGGUUUGAUGACCAAAGUCUCCGCCGAUAUUUUAAGGUCUUUCGGCAGUUUCUCGGCCGGAAAAGCUAUUCUGAAAAAGAUCUCUCAUUACAGAAUAUUUCAUUCAAUUUGAACCGUCAGAGCAAUCGUCAGCUAGAUCGAACUUUGUUCUUCAGUGUGAAGACAAAGGAAGACCUCGAACAGAAACUCAUCGCGUUCGAGAAUGGAGAUCAAAGUGUUACUUCGCUUGCAAGAUCCGAAUCUAGGCCAGUAGUUCUCUGCUUUGGAGGUCAAGUCUCGACAUUCAUCGGAUUGGAUCAUACUGUGUACGAGCGAGUGGCUGUAUUUCGAAAGCAUCUCAACACUGUUGAUGCCGUAGCUCUAUCCAUUGGAGUGAAGAGCAUCUUCCCCGGCAUUUUUAAAACCACGCCUAUUAACGACACUGUUCAUUUGCAAGUUAUGCUAUUUGCAUGCCAGUACGCCUGCGCACGCAGCUGGAUUGAUUCUGGAGUUCAGCCAGUCGCUGUAGUCGGUCACAGCUUUGGUGAACUCACCAGUCUUUGUGUCUCGCAGUCUUUGUCCCUACAAGACACCGUCAGGAUGAUUGUGGCUCGUGCAACCCUAAUACGGGAUAGUUGGGGUUCAGAUAAAGGCGCAAUGCUUGCAGUGGAAGCAGAUCUCGCGAAGGUUGAGAAAUUACUCGCUGAGUCAAGUGCUGCUCGUCAAGGUUUGACACCCGCGACCAUUGCUUGCUUCAACGGGCCCAGGAGCUUCACUCUUGCUGGUGCAGUUGCAGCAAUUGACGCGGUUGUUGAAACCAUAUCCAAGCCUGCUUUUUCAUCGAUGAAGUACAAGCGCCUUAACGUGACUAACGCAUUCCAUUGUGCCCUCCUAGAUCCACUUCUUGAUCGGCUUGAAGAGAGCGCUAGGGGAUUAAACUUUCGUGAGCCUGUGAUCCCAGUCGAGAGGGCGACUGAAUCUCGUACAGAGGAGCCUUUUACCGCCAAGUUUGUUGCUGAUCACAUUCGCUCCCCCGUCUUCUUCAACCACGCGAUUCAAAGAUUGGCGCAGAAAUAUUCUUCCUGCAUAUUUUUAGAAGCAGGCUCUAACUCGACUGUUACGAAUAUGGCCAAUCGUGCACUUGGCAAUCCAAGUAGUUCCCAUUUCCAGGCUAUCAAUGUCACCAAUCAGAACGGAUGGAACAAUCUGGUAGAUUCUACCCUAAGUCUUUGGAAGGUGGGACUCAGUGUUCAUUUCUGGGCUCAUCAAUCAAGUCAGACUAAGGAGCAUUCCCUUCUUCUGUUACCGCCUUAUCAGUUCGAACCUUCUCGUCACUGGACGGAACUGAAGAGUGUGCCGACGCUGACAGCCGCACCUGCUUUGGGGGUUGUCGAGAAGGAGGAUGUCAAGCUACCAGAUACUUUGUUGACAUUUGUCGGAUACCAAGACAGCGGUAAACGUCAGGCAAAGUUCAGAGUCAAUACUAUGAUUCCCAAGUACGAAAAACUCAUACAGGGUCAUAUCAUUGCACAAACCGCUCCGAUAUGUCCAGCAACUGUACAACUUGAUUUAGCCAUCGAAUCUAUCCGGAUCAUUCGACCAGAUCUUUCAGCUUCUGGUCUUGAACCCCAAAUUCAAGCUGUAGAGAAUUCAGCGCCAAUCUGCGUCAACUCCCUAAGAGCCGUGUGGUUGGAGGUGACGGCAGACGACUUUGAUCAAGGUACUUCGUGGCAAUUUCAGGUAUACAGUGACGAUCUGGAGAACGGAUUCUCAAAAACUAUCCACACAACUGGUCAGAUUAUAUUUCGCUCCGUUGAUGAUGUCUCCCUCAAAUAUGAGUUCGCGCGCUUUGAGCGACACUUCAGGCACCAGGACUGCGUUGAUCUUAUGCGCGGCGGGGAUGUUGAUGAAGUGCUGCAGAACAGAAAUAUCUAUAAAAUGUUCGCAGAGAUUGUCGACUACGGUGAGGACUAUCGCGGACUUCAGAAGCUUGUGAGCAAAGAAAAUUUAUCUGCCGGAUACGUCGUUAAGAGAUAUAACCCCGAAACCUGGUUGGACGGACAUUUAGCAGAUAGUUUCUGCCAAGUUGGAGGCAUUUAUGUCAAUUGUAUGACUGAACGUGCUUCGACUGAUAUGUUUAUCGCCAACGGUAUUGAGCAAUGGAUCCGGUCGCCCAAAGUGCGUCAACAGGAUGCUCGACCCGAAUCCUACCAUGUCCUUGCGAUACAUCAUCGUUCUUCUGAUAAGGCAUUCCUGACUGACGUGUUUGCUUUCGACUCGACAACCGGUGCUUUGAUCGAAGUUAUCCUUGGCAUCAGUUACGUUAGGAUUCCGAAGGCCUCGAUGAGCAAGUUACUCUCUCGCCUCACAGUUAAGAGUAAUCUCAAAGAACCUGCAGAAAUGCCUCUUCUUCCGGAGCCAGCCAGUGUGAACCUGUUUGACACUCCAAAAAACGUCAGCAUUCACCCACAGUCUGAUUCUCUGCCUCGGCAGUCUGUCCCUCACCUCAAACCCUUGAAGAUGAAAAAGGAGAAAGGCGCCCAGUCAGACAAGGCACAGCUCACUCAAAAGCUCAAGGCCAUUCUAGCUGAACUUUCAGGUCUCGAGGUAGCGGAGAUCAAAGAUGAUAGCGAGCUCGCCGAUCUUGGAAUCGACUCUCUCAUGGGCAUGGAAAUGGCACACGAGAUAGAGAAGGCGUUCACAAUUACAUUGCCUGAGAGUGAUUUAAUGGAGGUCGUUGACAUGCCUAGCUUGAUCAAAUGCGUACAAAAAGCCGUGGGUGGAGGUGCAGUUCCUGUCGAAGACACCACGGAGCAGAGCGCCUACGAGUCUGCGGACAGUGACGAUAAAUCUACUGACUAUACCAUGCCCAGCACUCCAGAGGAGGAGCUUUGUGGUGUGGACAAGUCUAUGCAUGAGUUCUUGGGGAAGCAGAACGUGGAGUUGAAUCUUCCGUUUGCGACGGUUAUGGAAGCCUUCAAUGAGACUAAAAGCUUGACAGACGACAGAAUCAAAGAAUACCAGCAAACCUACUACGUUAAAAGUGUCCUCCCCAUGCAGAGUGAAAUGUGCGUGUCUCUUGUACUGGAGGCAUUUGACCAACUCAACGUGAGAAUACGCAGUGCUCGUGCUGGGGAUAAAUUCACGCACAUCACUCAUCCAAAGGAACACACUCGGCUUGUUGACUACCUAUACAAGAUGCUAGAGGACGCAAAUCUUAUUAACAUUGACGGAGAUGUCAUCACUCGAACUGCUAUUCAGGCUCCACGGCCGAGUAAAGAGAUUCUCGAUGAGCUUGUGUCGCGAUAUCCCGACCAGAAUGCUGCCGACAAGCUAACGUUUUAUACUGGAUCGCAUCUUGCGGAAGUUCUACGAGGCGAGACUGAUGGGAUCAAAUUGAUAUUUGGAACACAGGAUGGACGAGAGCUGGUUUCAAACUUGUACGGAGACUGGCCAAUUAAUCGUCUUUUCUAUCGACAAAUGGAGGACUUUUUGGAGCGGCUGAUAUCCAAGUUAGACAUGAGCCAGGGCCCAAUCAAAAUUCUCGAGAUGGGUGCAGGUACUGGGGGAACAACAAAGUGGCUUGUUCCCCUUCUAGCCAAAUUGAACGCGCCGGUUGAAUACACCUUUACGGAUCUUGCCCCGUCAUUUGUUGCUGCAGCACGCAAAAAAUACUCCAAGCAAUACCCCUUUAUGAAGUUCCGACUUCACGAUAUCGAGAAAGCCCCCGCAGAUGAUUUGAUCGGUACCCAACAUAUCAUUGUCGCGAGUAAUGCGGUUCAUGCUACCCAUAGUCUCAGUGAAUCUGGCAAGAACAUUCGCAAGGCAUUACGGCCGGACGGGUUCCUGAUGAUGCUUGAGAUGACCGGAAAACUCUACUGGGUAGAUAUCAUAUUUGGACUCUUUGAAGGGUGGUGGUACUUUGAUGAUGGUCGUACCCACGCUGUUACUCAUGAAUCUCAAUGGGAGAAGAGUUUACAAGCUGUCGGAUACGGUCACGUCGACUGGACUGAUGGUGUACGCCCUGAGAAUAAACUCGAGAAACUAAUCAUUGCAUUUGCAUCCGGAACGAGGUAUGAGCGACUUCACAUUCCCCGACCUAUAGAAAGUACCUCGGCUGACUGUGCAGCGCGACAAGCAGUCGUCGAUAGGUACGCCAAGGAGAUGACAUCCGACUUUGGAAUUGUAACCGGAGAGUCUCCAUACAUGAACUCGCAACGACGUCAAGAAUCCAAAGGCUAUAGCGUCCUUGUUACUGGCGCCACAGGCAGUCUGGGAUGUCACCUCGUAGCGGUACUCACAUCAAUUCCUGACAUCACCAGCGUGGUGUGUGUCAAUCGCCGCAGUCGGCAACAACCUCUUGAGCGUCAACAUCGUUCGCUUCUCCAGAAGGAAAUAUUUCUUUCCGAAGCGGCUGCGGCCAAGCUCAGAGUGAUCGAGACUGACAUGUCAAAACCUGAACUUGGCCUCCCCAAAAAUGAGUACGACGACCUUCUAAACAGUGUUACCCACAUUGUUCACAAUGCCUGGCUUAUGAAUGCCAAAUGGCCACUCAAAAAGUUCGAGCCUCAGCUUCAGAUAAUGCGAAAUCUACUGGAACUCGCUUAUGGAAUUUCAUUACGACGAUCAUCAGACAGAAUUUCCUUUCAAUUUAUUUCAUCCAUCGCAACAGUCGGCCAUCGACCCAUCUGGACUGGAAAUUCAAGCGUUCCCGAAGAGCCCAUGACAAUCGAUUCAGUUCUUCCUACCGGCUACGGGGAGGCAAAAUACAUCUGUGAACGUAUGAUCGACGAGACGCUUCACAAGUAUCCAGAGCGGUUUCGCGCUAUGGUGGUGCGUCCCGGACAAGUGGCUGGUUCCAGCACGAGUGGAUAUUGGAAUACCAUGGAACAUCUUUCUUUCCUUGUUAAAUCGUCCCAAACCCUCUGUGCUUUGCCUGAAUUUGACGGUGUGCUGUCAUGGACCCCCGUGGAUGCCGUGGCCAGCACGCUCGUGGAUCUACUCUUGCUCCCAAAGGAUCAAAGUCCGUUUCCAUUCUACCACAUCGAUAACCCCGUCCGUCAACUAUGGAAGGAGAUGAUUCCAAUUCUCGCAGAUGCCCUAGACAUACCGAGGACAAAUAUUAUUCCUUUUCAAGAAUGGAUUCAGCGGGUCAAGGAUUAUCCACGUCAGGCUGAGGGUCCAGAGGGUGAUAAUCCUGCGAUUCUCCUUGUCGAUUUCCUUGAUAAAAACUUCAUUCGCAUGUCUUGUGGGGGACUUUUGUUAGAAACGAAAAAAUCUCGCGCGCAUUCGCAGACUCUCGCAAAUCUGGGUCCGGUCAGUGCAGAGAUAGUAGAGUUGUUCAUUAAGAGCUGGAAGAGAAUGGGCUUUUUGCGUUCAUGA
Talaromyces stipitatus ATCC 10500 is the source of this 7821-nucleotide messenger RNA. RefSeq names its product polyketide synthase, putative. The transcript is spliced from 2 exons. The record is from RefSeq and is a predicted model, not a curated record. Gene Ontology annotation, molecular function: phosphopantetheine binding; acyltransferase activity. The coding region runs from base 1 to 7821 and encodes 2606 amino acids. Lineage: Eukaryota; Fungi; Ascomycota; Eurotiomycetes; Eurotiales; Trichocomaceae.